This is a messenger RNA of Purpureocillium lilacinum, 786 nucleotides long. RefSeq lists its product as uncharacterized. Lineage: Eukaryota; Fungi; Ascomycota; Sordariomycetes; Hypocreales; Ophiocordycipitaceae. Gene Ontology annotation, molecular function: chitosanase activity. The record is from RefSeq and is a predicted model, not a curated record.
AUGAUCUCCAUUUUGAGUGCUUACAUCUACGCCAUUGCCGAGACAUCAGCUUGCGAUAAACCGUUUUGCCCACAAAUGCCCAGCAUGAUCGCCCGUAUUUCCACAGUGUUAGCGCUCGGCGCUGUUGCCACAGCCUACGAGCUGCCCGCCAACCUCAAGGCCAUAUACGACCAGCACAAGUCGGGCGGAUGCUCCAACAGCUUGUCUGGCACGUUCAGCGGCGGCGCCGUCUACUGCGGCGACCUGGCCAACGCCGUGUUCCUCAAGGGCAACAACGAGUACGACAACCUCGACAUCGACUGCGACGGCGCCAACAACUCCGCCGGUGACUGCGCCAACGACCCUUCCGGGCAAGGUCAGACGUCGUUCGUCGACACCGUCAAGAACUACGGCAUUUCGGACUUGGAUGCUAAUCUCCAUCCGUACGUCGUCUUCGGAAACGAGGGCGCCAGCCCGUCCUUCAACCCCCAGGACCAUGGCAUCAAGCCUCUAAGUGUGAUGGCUGUCGUUUGCAAUAACCAAGUUUUCUACGGUGUCUGGGGAGACACCAACGGAUUCACCUCCACUGGCGAAGCGUCUCUUGCGCUGGGCAAGCUGUGCUUCCCCGACGGUGGGCUCACGGGCGACAACGGGCACGACGAGAAGGACGUUUUGUACAUCGGCUUUAGCGGUGAUCGCGCGGCGCCCGGCAAGGAUGGCGCGGCAUGGGCCGCCGGGAGCACGAACGAGUUUGAAGCUAGCAUCAAGGGCUUGGGCGACGAGCUUGUGGCGAGCCUCGUCGCUUAA